AAAAUUAGCCUGGCUUGGUGGCCAGGUCUCCAGGAGCUGUUUCAGACUGACACUUCACUUCAGCUUACAUUUGUUUUGUCUCUCUGAAAUUCCAGUAUGAAGGAUAAGAGUUUAGAACUAAAGGAAUGCUAGGGUAGCUAUCGGAUUCAGGACUGCUGAAGCUGGCACUGGGAUUUUCUUGUUUGGAGAAGACCAAAUGGAGUUUUGAAGCUUUUGAAGUUCCUCAAAGAAUGAUUGUGCACCAGGCCCCCAACAUGAGUUUAAUGGACAUUUCCAAGAUCUUUUCUCUCCUCCAGCCCAAGGAGGAUGAAGAAGACGGCUGCCAGCAGCUGAACCAGGCCAUCGCCGAUGAUGACGACAAGCUCCUGGCUGAGCUUCUUGCUCAGGAGCAGUAUCGGAGGUGCAUCAACAGCCGCAGUGGCUGGGGUGUCCCAGGCACGCCGCUGCGUAUGGCAGCUGCCCAUGGUCACCUGCGCUGCUUGGAGGUGUUGCUGGCCCACAGGGCCGAGGUGGACAGCCUGGACGUCAAAGCUCAGACUCCGCUGUUCACCGCUGUUAGCGCCAAACAUCUAGACUGCGUCGUUGCUCUACUCAAAGCUGGCGCUGAUCCCAACGGCAGCCAGUAUAACAACAGUUCCCCUGUGCUGACAGCAGCCAGAGAGGGCGAUGUGGACAUUCUCAAGGAGCUUCUGAGGCACGGGGCUGAGGUGGACGUCAGGGCCAAGGUGCCGGACUGGGCCUCCAAUGCCACAACAUGCAGAGGACCUCUGUACAUGUCUGCCGUUUACGGACACCUGGACUCCUUCAAGCUGUUGCUUCUGCACGGCGCUAAUCCAGACUUUAACUGCACUGAUAAAAAGUUGCUGGCCAGAAUCAAGCAGCCAAAGACUGUGUUAGAGAUGUGCAUCAGGUACGGCUGUGGAACUGAGUACAUUCAGCUGCUCAUAGACUUUGGCGCCAGCGUCUACCUCCCUGAGCUCAUCGUAGAUAAAACCACCCAGCAGAACGAGGCGGUGGUCAUGCUGCUCAAAGAAAGAGUCUGCCCGAAAACACUGAUGUCCCAGACACGACUCGCAAUACGCCGCUACCUUACCAUGACAGAUAAAUCAAGCUCGAUCGAUAGCCUGGAUAUUCCUCACAUUCUAAAGAACUAUUUAAAGCACAUUACAUGACCAGCACAUUUAUGAUUACUAUAUUAAACGUUUUUUUUUUUGUAUUAUUUUGUACGGUUUCUGAUUGUUACAAUGCAAUUUUACUGAUAAUCAAGUUUAUUAAAAGUCAUGACGUGUUUAUUCUGUAUAGCAAUGUAUUUAUUGAUUAAUAAAACAAUAAAUUAUUGAACUAUUGA
Molecule: messenger RNA, 1348 nt
Organism: Astyanax mexicanus (Mexican tetra)
Lineage: Eukaryota; Metazoa; Chordata; Actinopteri; Characiformes; Acestrorhamphidae
Gene: asb12b
Product: ankyrin repeat and SOCS box-containing 12b
Exons: 3
Coding region: 231-1172 (313 amino acids)
Biological process (GO): RNA processing; intracellular signal transduction
Molecular function (GO): protein binding; RNA nuclease activity; RNA binding
Source: RefSeq, a predicted model, not a curated record